Molecule: messenger RNA, 1062 nt
Organism: Yamadazyma jaroonii
Lineage: Eukaryota; Fungi; Ascomycota; Pichiomycetes; Serinales; Debaryomycetaceae
Source: the annotation of a GenBank genome assembly
AUGAAGACCUCUUUUAUAAAUAUGAAUUAUUUGGUAUUAUUUUUGGUAGAAGUGGUCUUAGCUGCGUACUUAGAUCCAAGUAUGGUUCAUAAGUUGGUGAACCUUCAUUCCAGAGAGGAUCCAAUAGCUUUCAGAAACCCUACAUUGAAUAAUGGACCCCUGUUCAAGACUCUUGCCGAUCUUACAAGCUCCAAUUGGUUCAAUUCUCCAAUUCCUCAACAAGGUGUUCUUGCGUAUGUCGAAGAAACCAAUAGUUUCUAUCAACCAGCAUUAGCUGAACCUCAAAGAGUUAGAAGAAAUAUUUUGAUUGAAAUUCAAUUCGGUGAAAGUCAACGUCUCAUGCUAAGCAAUCCAAUAUCCAAUGUGUUUUCAAGUGAAAAUGGUGGGACAGCAUCGAUUUCCAAAUCAAAUAGUUUCUCCCAGCUGAUUGCUUCUUUAAGUGCUUUGAGAUUAGAGAUCAAUUGGUCUGCUAACCCUUCAAAUAUUAUUUCCAGCGUGUUGAACCAAAUCCAGAACUUGGGAAUGUUAGUUAGUGGAGUCAGUAUGGCUCUAGGUAAUGCUUUAGGUUCGGGAGUUUCAGCAGUACUUGAAGGUGCAGUCUCAGGUAUAAAUACUAUUGUUCAAACUGGAACUUCAUUAUUGAAUGGAGCUCAGUUCUUGAACACUAAUAUCGGUUACAAAGCGCAUGGUGAGGUUGAUGAUGCUACCUCCAACACCAGAUUAUUCAGUGGGUCAACGUCAUGUUCAGCACCAGUAAAUGGAUCAGUUCAAAUGUUCGCUGAUAUAUCAUUGUUAUCCAAUCCUAAUGUCCGAGCUCGAUACGUUAGUUUUGACGACACUACCAGUGAAAUCAUUCCAUUAGGUGAGUUCAGUCCCGUUACUUCGUCAGAUCAAUACCCAGAACUUGGGAUGAUAGUAUUUGAUAAUUCUCGUGGUAUCGCAUAUAGUUGUGUUACUGAUCCCAAAUUCUUUGUUGAAGACCCCAGACGUAUCUUAGCUAUAGAUAAUCCCAACAUCAAUAUUGUGGAUUAUAUAAACGAAAACAGAGACAUUAUCUCAUAG